Messenger RNA from Onychostruthus taczanowskii (white-rumped snowfinch), 6166 nucleotides. Its product is annotated as protein NPAT. The record is from RefSeq and is a predicted model, not a curated record. Gene Ontology annotation, molecular function: transcription coregulator activity; protein binding. The coding region runs from base 98 to 4558 and encodes 1486 amino acids. Gene Ontology annotation, cellular component: nucleus. The transcript is spliced from 18 exons. Lineage: Eukaryota; Metazoa; Chordata; Aves; Passeriformes; Passeridae.
GCUGGCUGGCGGAGUUUCCGCGCCUUCGCCUGGGUGGCGGGGCGGCCGGCUGCGCUCGGGGAGCUGCGCCCGCCCGUGCCCCGCUCCGCCUCGGGCCAUGCUGCUGCCGUCCGACGUGGCCCGGCUGGUGCUGGGCUAUUUGCAACAGGAAAAUCUUCAAGCUACCUGCCAUCAAUUCAUUCUGGAAAGCUCAGAUUUGAAAGAAUAUGCGGAGCACUGCACAGAAGAUGGUUUUAUUCCAGCCUGCUUGCUGUCGCUGUGUGGAAAAAACUUGACAACUAUUCUUAACGAAUACGUAGCCAUGAAAACAAAAGAAACAACAAAUGAAGUUCCAGCAAUGAUGUCAUCUCUGUGGAAAAAAUUAGACUAUACACUUUCUCAGAUCAGGAGCAUGCAGAAUUCAGAUUUCAGAUUUUCUUCUAACCAGAGGAUACGUACAAGAAGUGGAAUUGUAGAAAUGAAGAGGCAGAGAAUGCUUCAGCAGUCAGCUCCUGCAAACUCAGGACUGUUGUCAGUAGCCCAUCAGUCAGGGCAACAGAAUUCCUCUUCUUCUGUUGUACCUCCUCAAGUAAUUCACAAAACAAUAAAUCAAAGCAUCCCACAGACAAGACUGAGUACACUGUUUGUGAACCAGUCACAAGCUCAAGAAAACAAGAUCAACACAGGAGGUCUCAUACACAUUCAAGUUCCAACAUCACAAGAACGAAAACUUCAUUCAAACUUGCUUUCUCCAGGAAGGCGAAAAAGUGACUCUCAGAAGAGGAAAAGUGUUGCAACAUCUGGAACUCUUUCAGCAGCUAGAAGUUCUCAAGACUCUGAAGAAGCAGUAGUGGAAAAAGAAAGUGAGCCCCUAGAAGAAUUAAUUGAUGGUAACUUCCCACAACUGGUUAUUGAAAAUGCCAGAGAAAAAAUCUUGAGCAACAAAUCUCUUCAGGAGAAGCUCGCUGAAAACAUUAACAAAAUCCUGGGGAGUGAUGGCAGUGUUGCUCAGGCCCCUAAACAGACAGACAGUGGUCCCACAGAACAGGAGACUUCAAUUGAUGAAAUCCUUGGACUUCAGGGUGAAAUUCAUAUGUCAGAAGAGGCUAUCCAGGACAUUCUGGAGCAGACAGAGUCAGAUCCAGCUUUCCAGGCUCUGUUUGACUGGUUUGAUUAUGGAAAGAGCAAGGUAAACAAGAACCUACCUGCUGGUAUUUCUGGUCGGAGUGGAGUAGAGAAUGAAGUCCUGGUGGCUGAGGAUAGCCUGGAAACAUUUGGAAGUUCUUUAGGAACAGAAGAAACUAACAGAUGUGAUAAUUCUACAGAACCACUAUCCUGUAAAGGCUUUCAGUUAGGAGAAGAAUCAUGUGCCUUGAAGACCAGCAUUAAUGAUGAUGAUACGGCUCAGAAGAAUCCAGCCAGUGAAGAGCUGCAUGGAAACUGUAGACCAAAGAAGCAGACUGAAGUACUUACAGCCAUUACCCCUGAACAUAUUAGAGAGCUUGAAAUUGCUUUUGAUUCAGUGUCUGAUUUGACCGAACCUAACAAGAGACCAAGUUCUGAUAACAAGUGUAACGAACAGUGUGCAGAUACUUACAUCACAAAAGAGUCGUCUACAUUAGUAUCUGAAAGGGAGAGUGCUAUGGAAAUUGAAAAAGGCCCACAAAAUGAUAGUUCUCAAAGUAGUCCUAAUUUAGAAUAUGUUCAUUCUGGUACUGCACAGAUUCCUUUGAUUUCAGUGGCAGAGGAUACUAUAGCUGGUGAAAACAAAACUGAUUCAGGAAGUAAAUGUCCGUUGUUGCCAGAUACAUCACUGUCUGAAAAAAGACAUCCUGGAAGCCCUUCUGAUGGGAGCCCUGGCCACAGUGCACUGCUGAGAAAAAGCAACUCAUCCAUUUCUAGCCCAUUGGCAGAGGCAGGAAAAGAGCAGACUGUAACCAGUGAUCCAGCUGCCUUGCCUGGCGUUUCACAGGAGAGCUCCAGCCACCCCUCCAACCAUCAGGACCAGAGCACACAGGCAGACUGUGCUGCGGGAUCUGCAGUGGACAUCACAGAUCUUGACAAAACAGAGUUGCAGCUUGAAGUUGUUGAUACUUCUAACAAAACUUACUCAAAUGAUCAGCAUACACUUGAUAAGCCUUGUAAGAACGACUUUAACCUCCCUUCAGAACUGCCAAACACAGAAGGUACACAAGGAGAGAUGCAAGAACCUUCAUCUUCUACAAAAGUAGACACUGAUAAUUUAUAUUUCUCGUCUGGUAAUAAUGCAUGUACAGACAUUUCUGUAGUAUCCACUGAAAACAAUCUUACUACCUCUGAAAUAUGUCACUCUCCUCUCCCUGAAACUGCAUCCUCAGCAGAGGAGUCAGGUACUGAGGCCAAAAGUAUAAGCAGUGUAUCUUCCAGUAGUCAACCGAUGGAUGUUGAUCCUUCUAAUAUAAUGUCCCUCAAGAUCAUCAUCAGUGAUGAUCCGUUUAUUGCAUCAGACACAGAGCUAAAUAAUGCUGUUUCCAGCAUCACAGGAGAAAAUUUGCCUACUAUAAUAUUGUCAUCUCCAGCCAAAUCCCCAACCAAAACUGCAGGCCUGCCCAAAUGUCUGACUUCAGAAGACACAGAAAAAAAUGUGGAUUCAGCUCUGGCAGAGCAGAAUCUUCUUGUGCUUAGACCUAAGGAUCCUGUGGUCACCUCGGUUAACACUGCGAAUGAAGAGUGCGCUGGUUUUUCAGUUGCAAGUUCAACUCAUCUUUCCAAUGAAGGGGGAUUUAUACAGUUGAUGCCAGCCACAAGCACAGCUUUUGGGAACUCAAGCAACCUUUACAUAGCCACGUGUAUGACUGAUCCAACAACCUUGGGUGCAGCUGUAACACCAUCAAAUGUAGUUGUAUUGCCUGGCAGUUCUAUGCCACUGGCCUCCCAAGCUCCAGCUGUACAACAGUUGCGGACUCCUCCCAGAUCCAGCAAUACAUUUCCAGCAAACCAGACUGUCUCCCCAAACUUCCCACAGGGUUCUGCCAUUAUAAUUGCAUCUCCAGUGCAGCCAGUUUUGCAAGGAAUGGUGGGAAUGAUACCUCUCUCCGUAGUAGGACAGAAUGGAAAUACGUUCUCAGCACCUGCCUGCCAGGUUCUUCACAUGCCUGUGGCUAAUCCAAUGUGCAACGGAAGUGUCCCAAAGCUUCCCAUCCCUCCUAAAUCACAGAAGAUUCCUGGAGCAAGAAACAGGAAUACUACAGGUGCCUGCCUUGCGUUCUUGAGAGGUGCAGAAGAAAAGCAGAGGGUUCUAAGAAAAUUGGUACCAAAUGUAGCUGAGCCUUUGAACCAUGCAAAUCCAUGGACACAGAGGGCUGGAAAUUAUGACAAGCUUACCAGUGCAGAACCAGGAAAGAAAGUGGAAGAGAAUUUACCUGUUGCACCAGCAGAGAGCACAAGCUCAAAUUCAAGACAGAGUGAGAGUCACAGGAGAGUGCUUUGCUUUGAUAAUGUCCUGCCCGCUCCAGGAGGAAGCACCCAAAUUCAGGCUCCUAAGAGUUCAUCCCAGAAAGAAAGAAACGAAAGCCCUUUAUUUGCUGUUGACUCUGCAUCCUCCUCUGCUAAGGCACAGGUACCAAAGAGAGACAAAGACAAAACAUUGCCCAGAAUUCUGUGUAGGCCAGAAGUCAGUAGCAACAGAGGCACAUCUGCAAAGGAGGCACAGCCCGAGCGGAAGGUGGCAACCGCAGGGCUGUCAUUAGAUCCCUUCCACAAGACAACAGCAAACAAGGAAAAUGAGCUACGGAGGGAUACUGAUGAAAAGCAGAAGAACCAGGACACCGCCAAACUCUCAAACGGCCAACAGAGCGUUGCCUUAUGGAAUGAGAAGACAGUUGCUUCGGUACAAGAGCUGAACAAAAAGCAGGGGUCGCUGUCAAAUGGGGCUGGCAGCGGCAAAUCAUCGGUGUCUGUGUCUUUGUCCUCGAAGGAGCCGAAGCGAGAACCUGCUAAAGCUUCCGGCCAAGGCCUCGGCCUGUCCAGCCCGUUUGGAAAACAGUGUGUGGAGAUGCUGCAGGACAUUCAGUGGCAAAGCCCCGCCGGGAAGACCGUGGAGAACGGAGAGCUGCCGGUGCCCCGGACGCCGUCUGGCGUUGGGGACAGGCACGCGGAUGACACCACGGACAGCGUCCGCACGCCGACCUGCCGGCGCUUCUCCGAGGACAGCACCACGCCCCGCAUCAUGGUGCCCCCCGCCACGCCCGACCUGCCCGCCUGCAGCCCCGCCAGCGAGACGGGCAGCGAGAACAGCGUCAGCAUGGCCGCACACACCCUCAUGAUCCUGUCGCGGGCGGCCAUCGCAAGGACUAGCACUGCAACCCCCCUCAAGGACAACACCCAGCAGUUCAGGGCUUUGAGGAGCACCGUGAAGAAAAGGAAGUUGGAGGACUUAAAUGAGGGGGAGAGAAAUUCCCGUUCUGCAAACAGAAAAGAGCUUCAGAGCUCUCCAACACCAUCCAAAAAAAAGAAAAUCAAGAAAAAGAAGCUCCCAAAUUCUUUUCCAGCAGGAAUGGAUGUGGACAAGUUCUUGUUGUCUUUGCAUUACGAUGAAUGAACAGAAAGAAGUUGAAGUGAGGCCAUCUGAAGCUCAGUGGAGCACUGCUGAGGUUUUGCAUGGGAAGAGAAGUUAACUCUAAAGGGCAGGUUGCACUUUCAGUGCACUGAAGUUUCACUUUAUAGCAAAGUCGUGCUGAUUCUGAAGCAGGUUGCAAAGUGUAAAUAUCAUUGAGUUGGUAUAUGUUUAUUUUUGAAAAAGCACUUGCAUAAUUACAGAGCCAUUUAAAUUGCAAAACUGUAAAUUUGUGUAAAUGAAAUGUAAGAAAGAUUGUACAUUUCCUGUUAGACCACGUUGUCUGUGUUCUGCUGCUUUCUCUACUUACCCCUUUGAAGCGCUCAGCCAGUCUGUGAAAAGGUGGUGUUUGUCACUCACCACUCUAAGAUGAGGCAGCUACCUUGGCCACUUCUCAUUGUUUUGUUUACUCUGAAAGGGACUUAAAUAUUCAGCUCUAACUGGCUUGUGCUCACACAAUUUCUUGUUUCUUAACUGUCAAGCCCAUGUUGUAAGGCUUUGAACGAAAUAACAAAAAUACCAAUAGCUGAACAUAAGGCCAGUAAAACUUCAAAAAGCAUUUCUCAUCUGGUGGAGCUUUUCCCAGCCAGUCAUUCCAACAGGAACUUUAAUUUGGACAGGCCUUCUCUCUUUACAGUAUUUGCUGCUGAAUGUCAUUCAAAUGCAAAAGCUGUUUUUAAGCAACAUAUUUUUAUGUGGUGUCGUGACUCAGUAUGAACACUUAACUGAAGCAACAGCUAAACAAGAAUGACAGUGUGUGCUAAUGCAAAAGCCAAUUCCCUCACCUUUCAUUUGUACUGCUGAGAAGUUACACUAUCUAACUCUUAAAUUUUUAGCCAGACAUGGUAAAAUUUGCAUCUGAUUUUUCUGUUUAACAUAGAGGUUGUCAUAGCUAUUAUAUAAACUCUCUCCAAAAGGGGUGCAGGAGGAGCUCAGCCUACAUUUUGCUGAAUGAGCACACCUUGCUCCAAAACUACAGAAUUUUCUUUACUGGUAUUUCUUCUUGUUCUCAAAUUGUUGACAUCUUAAAAAAAAAAAAAAGUUUGCAAGUUUUCUUGUAAGAGAUCUGUACAGCAACAGGGCAAUGUUUCAGAUACAAUACAAGGAUUCCUAAGGAACCAAGAUUAUGCAGUAGAUGUUUAUAUUAAACCCAUCCAGUAACUAAAUACUGCAUAGCAUUUACAGCUUGAAUAAAUAUUUUUGUUUUAAUAAAAAGUUGUGUGUCUUGCUUAAUGUUUUUAAGUUCACUAAGGAGCUUUGCAGAUACUGAAUAGAAAAGUCCUGUUGGUCAGUGGUUUUUGAAGACAAAGAGUCCAAUAUUAAAGACUGAGUUCUAACACUAAUUGUCAGAGGGACUAGGGCAGGCAAGCACAAAAAAUUGUGCUAAGCAUAAAAUGCUUGAUAGUGAUGGUGACACUUAAAAUCAAUUUGUUGUUUGAGACCGAAGGUAACUCUUGCCUGGGCCAUCCACUACCCACCAUUUCAGGCACUCUGGUUCUAACUAUGUGAAUUAUCCACUCACUUUCAUAGGAAAAAAAGUAUCUUCAGUACCAAGCUGCUGUCAUACUGCAAAUAAUUUUUAGGAGAAAACAA